Messenger RNA from Galendromus occidentalis (western predatory mite), 1704 nucleotides. RefSeq names its product gamma-aminobutyric acid receptor subunit beta. Lineage: Eukaryota; Metazoa; Arthropoda; Arachnida; Mesostigmata; Phytoseiidae. Bases 1 to 1704 code for a protein of 567 amino acids. Gene Ontology annotation, biological process: monoatomic ion transmembrane transport. The transcript has 12 exons. The record is from RefSeq and is a predicted model, not a curated record. Gene Ontology annotation, molecular function: extracellular ligand-gated monoatomic ion channel activity; GABA-A receptor activity. Gene Ontology annotation, cellular component: membrane.
AUGAAGAGCACUCAGAGUGUCUGCCACCUCUUUGGUUGGCUGAGGAUACUUCUGGUGCUUUUGAUUCACAUCAGGUGCUCCACUCAAACAACAUUGAAGCCUGGAUUGACAAUGAAAGGACAGAAUGUGUCGAACAUUCUCCGCUCCUUUUUCGAGUCCGGAAAGUAUGACAAGCGGGUGCGACCCAAUUAUGGUGGGAAGCCAGUCGACGUUGGGAUCACAAUGCAAAUAAUUAGUAUCAGUACAGUCUCUGAGGUACAGAUGGAUUUCACUUCGGAUUUCUACUUCCGCCAAACUUGGCGAGACGAACGAUUGUCGUUCACACGCACUAAAGAUCUGGACUCCAUGAUUGUCGGCGCAGAAGUCGCCGACAAGAUCUGGGUGCCGGAUACUUUCUUUGCAAACGAGAAGAGCGCGUAUUUUCACACGGCUACGACAGACAACACCUUUCUCCGCAUAAAGGCCGGAGGAGACAUAUUACGGUCGAUACGCCUUACAGUAACCGCCACCUGUCCCAUGGACUUGCGAUAUUUUCCCAUGGACAGGCAAAGCUGUGCCAUUGAAAUAGAAAGCUUCGGGUACACUACAACAGACAUCAGUUAUAAAUGGGCUGAUGGCGAAAAAUCGGUCCGAAUCUCACCAGACGUGGAGCUGCCGCAAUUCAAGGUCCUUGGCCAUCAGCAGAAAACUAUUGUGGUAACUCUUAGCACGGGAAAUUAUUCCCGGUUGGUGUGUGAAAUUCGGUUCGGUCGAGCCAUGGGCUACUAUCUGAUUCAGAUAUACAUUCCUGCUGGAUUGAUCGUUGUCAUUUCAUGGGUAUCCUUCUGGCUACAUCGUAACGCUACUCCGGCUCGCGUGGCGUUGGGAGUAACAACUGUGCUGACGAUGACCACGCUAAUGUCAAGCACCAAUUCCCAACUUCCAAAAAUUUCCUACGUUAAAUCAAUUGACGUUUAUCUCGGAACAUGUUUCGUUAUGGUUUUCGCCUCGCUUCUGGAGUACGCCACGGUAGGCUAUCUCGGAAAAAGAAUUGCUAUGCGGAAAUCAAGGGCUCAACAACAGGCCCAAGCAGCUGCGAAAGAGAAGGAAGGCAAAAAAGAAGAUGAGAUUAAAUCGAAUCAGAAUCAGGAUGAGUUGAAAAAACUAAAAAGCGCCGAAAGUACAAGUACACCAAACCAAGAACUUUGCUCAAGCCCAAGCCUGGAGAUGAAUCCAAUCAUCAAAUCCAUAGGCUCUUGCCAAGUCUGUCCGACGGUCACACAGUAUCGAGAUUAUUCCUUCGGGCAGGUGAGCGGCGGAGGUUUGCGGCGUCGAGGUGCAGGUUAUACAUGCUGUUCAAGUAUGGGACCCGGAGGAUGUGGCUGUCCUUCGGGUGGACCACCUCAACAGCCAGUUCCCAUGGUAGGUGUCGAGGUGCGGUUGAAAAUGCUCUCGGAAUCGAUGAGACAAGAUUCCAAAACCCCAACUCCAGCUACACCUGCAGGAGCGAAUGGUGCUCCUCUCUCGGGACCUCCGGCAGAUGCCACGCAACUGGAAGCAACUGCGUUCAUUAAGAAUCCCAACAAGCUCUUUGGGGUUUCACCUUCCGAUAUAGACAAAUACUCACGGGUCAUAUUCCCGGUGUGCUUCGUUUGUUUCCAGCUCAUGUACUGGAUCAUCUACACUCACAUAAGCGAUAUUUUACCUGAAGAAAUCGAAGGUUGA